Molecule: messenger RNA, 1299 nt
Organism: Theobroma umbraticum
Lineage: Eukaryota; Viridiplantae; Streptophyta; Magnoliopsida; Malvales; Malvaceae
Gene: PIN8
Product: Auxin efflux carrier family protein
Biological process (GO): auxin export across the plasma membrane; auxin polar transport
Cellular component (GO): plasma membrane; endoplasmic reticulum
Molecular function (GO): auxin efflux transmembrane transporter activity
Source: RefSeq, a predicted model, not a curated record
UCUUGUACAACCCUUCAAUCACUAGCUAACCAUGAUUUCCCUGGCAGAUGUCUAUCAUGUUGUCGCAGCCACUGUCCCGUUGUACUUUGCCAUGAUUUUGGCCUACACCUCUGUGAAAUGGUGGAAGCUUUUUACACCAGAACAAUGUGCAGGCAUAAACAAGUUUGUAGCUAAAUUCUCAAUCCCGCUAUUGUCUUUCCAAGUGAUCUCAGAAAACAACCCCUACAAGAUGAACCUGAAACUCAUACUUGCUGACUUUCUUCAAAAACUACUAGCCUUUCUGUUUUUAAUGGCCAUGGAAAAGUUCAGCUCCCGGGGAGGUUUACCAUCGAUCAUAACUGGCCUCUCUCUAUCAACCUUGCCGAACACCUUAAUCCUGGGAAUUCCGCUGUUAAGGGCCAUGUAUGGAGAUAAAUCAGCUACACUCUUAGCUCAGAUAGUUGUCCUACAAAGCUUGAUUUGGUACAAUAUACUGUUGUUUCUGUUUGAGCUAAACGCCACAAAGGCAGCCUCUGAGACACCACCUUCACAAGACUCAGGUGACCUAGAGGCCCCUGAAGAAGCACAAGCGAAAGAGGGUGGAGAAGAGGCACACACCAGACCAAGGAAAUCGAAGGCUAUGCUCAUUUUAUUGACAGUGGGAAAGAAGCUCAUGGCAAAUCCUAAUACCCAUGCAACCUUGCUGGGUCUUAUUUGGGCUAGCGUACAAUUCAGGUGGAACAUAAAAUUCCCAGCCAUUAUUGAAAAAUCAAUAGCAAUAUUAUCAAGCGGAGGACUUGGCAUGGCUAUGUUCAGCUUAGGUCUAUUUAUGGCGUCAAGGCCGAGCAUAAUAGCAUGUGGUAUUCGAAAGGCAGCAGUAGCCAUGGCAAUGAAAUUCAUGGCAGGUCCUGCUCUGAUGGCAGCAUCCUCUGCUGCCCUCGGACUUAGAGGCAAAGUAUGGAGAGUGGCAAUUGUGCAGGCAGCUCUUCCUCAAGGAGUCGUGCCAUUUGUUUUCGCUAAAGAGUACAACGUUCAUCCCGAUGUCUUGAGCACGGGGGUAAUCUUUGGCUUGCUCAUUGCCUUACCUGUAGCAUUGGUCUACUACCUAAUUUUAGCAGUCUGAAUUCCGGGAGAAUUCUGCUCAGUUGUUCCAGAAACAGUAACUUCUACACCUGACAUCAGUUCUGGGGAAGGGUCAAAACUUGAAUAGAUGGAUGUAGAUGUCCAAUUCAGUUUUCUGAAAAUUCUUUGACAUUGUUGAUUGGUUCCCGGGAAGAAAAACUAUAUUUAUACAAGUUACAUUUAACAUGCUUGCCGAGU